GAAGAUGAAACCAACGAAGAAGAGGAAAAAUGGCAGCGCUCGGUACAGCACGGUGCUUACGCCGAGGCUGCUCUUGGCUGCAAAGUGUUCAGAGAAAUAAAAACUUGCUCGUAAAAUGUAGCACCCGGACUUUUUGCAUCGAUACGCCAGACAGCGUGCAAAACAAUGCAAAGCCCCAGUUCACAGAUCCAGUUGUGCAGGACAUCCUGACCAGGAUAACGGGCCUGAACCUGCAAAAGGUGUUCCGAUCAGUUAAACAGGAACUGAACCCGCCAACGUAUAAACUCAUGACCGAUGAACAGUUGGAGCAGGCGGUGAAGUUGGCCACAGAGAAAGCGAAAAAGAUGCUGCAAAUGCCACCUGUGUUACCUGAGAGGAAGCCCAUCAGUGACAUACUGUCUGUCGACAAGAUUCUGGAUGGCAUGGAUACAGUCAAAUAUGUCUUCACAGAUAUCACCUACAACAUUCCAAACAGGGAAAGGUUCAUUGUUGUGAGGGAGACCGACGGCACAUUACGAAAAGCCACCUGGGAGGAAAGAGACCGACUCAUUCAGGUCUACUUUCCAAGAGAUGGGCGCAAAAUCACUACGCCGUUGCUCUUCACUGAGGAAAACCUAAAGAUGGUGUUCUCUCAGGACCGGCACGAGGAUGCGUUGGACCUGUGUCUGGUCCAGUUUGAACCCGACUCAUCGCAGUACAUCAAGGUGCACGCCGCUACCUAUGAAGAUCUGGACAAACAUGGGAAAUAUGAGCUUCUUCGUUCUACCCGGCACUUUGGCGGUAUGGCCUGGUACCUGGUCAAUGCUCGCAGGAUUGAUGGCCUCAUUGUGGACAUGCUGAAGAAGGAAUUACUGCAGGACGCAGUAAGCCUCGUGUCUCUCUUCCACCUGGUCCAUCCUCACAGCGAGUCGGCACUGGAAGCUUCCAGACUUGAGGCUGCAGACACUGACCUUGUCAAGAUCUAUGCCAAAAAGGAAUCCCAGAGGUCUGGCUACAUUGACUUGGCCUUGCAGGCAUAUGAACAGUCGCCGUCAAACAGCGCUGCUGUCUAAUUGACCCAUUUCUCAUUUGGAAUUCUGCAAUUUUUGGAAACAAAUACAUGCAGGUUGUGCUUAGCGUUUGUGUCCUAACCACAUUGUGUACAUAACUGAACAAACUCAAUAAAACAAAUGUCUUUGUA
Syngnathus typhle (broad-nosed pipefish) is the source of this 1180-nucleotide messenger RNA. RefSeq names its product mitochondrial ribosomal protein S22 (gene mrps22). The record is from RefSeq and is a predicted model, not a curated record. Lineage: Eukaryota; Metazoa; Chordata; Actinopteri; Syngnathiformes; Syngnathidae. The transcript has 8 exons. Gene Ontology annotation, cellular component: mitochondrial small ribosomal subunit. The coding region runs from base 30 to 1052 and encodes 340 amino acids. Gene Ontology annotation, molecular function: structural constituent of ribosome.